AUGCCCUUCGGGUUGGGCGAGGAGAGCGCCAAGAUGGUGAACAGCACAGUAGCCGCUCUGGACAAGCUCCGGGCAUCCCUGCAAGAGGCAGCGAUGAUAUGCAAGCCCAUGCGAGCAGUGGAAGGGAUCGAGACGGAGGAGUUCGACGCCGCUGACUUGGAGGAGGAGGACCCUGAGGAAGGAGUAGGAGUGGACGAGAGGGCAGCAUCGCUAUCCCCUGAGGACUUCCUGAACGAGGAGGAGGAAUGGUUUUCAUCAGCGCGAUGGAUCAUGGGGAGGGAGGAGACGGCGGAGUUCAUGAGAAGGGCCCUCAAGAGCCACAUCGCUCCGCUGUACAUCCCGCUGGCCGACAACAACAGGAGGGACGCGGAGGAGAUCGUUCCUCGAGACGUUGACGCGGACAUCUGCGAGUUCGUGCUUGAGUUCCUUGCUGAUCGGAACUUGCGAUCGGAAUCAGUGAAGGACGUCAGAGACGACCUUAGCGCUGCGCUGGGGGAGCAGGGAGUAGCUUUCCUGCCGCAUGACUACCCCGUGUACGAUGACGCGAUUUCGAUAUCCAGCGAGCGGGAGGAGGAGGAGGAGGAGCAGCAGCAGCAGCAGGGGAGGAGGGAGGAAGGGGGGAAUCAGACUUUACCUCCUCUCGGACCCUUUGCGGAGAAGUUCGACGACACGGAGGAAGGAUGGAGCGCCUGGCAUCAGCUGUUUGUGGAGAACCGUGCAAUCGUGACGAGACCCUUGUGCCCGCAGAGUGAGGACGAGGACGAGGACGAGGACGAGGACGAGGACGAGGACGAGGACGAGGACGAGGAGGGCGAGGGCGAGGACGAGAGCAAGGAAGAGAGCGCAGGGGCUCCAAGGCGAUCGGAGGGGAAGGAAGGAGCUGCGAUGCUUCAGACUCCCCGGGACCAUCCCGUCUCGGAACUGCUUCGAGAGAUCAUUGUCGACACGUUGACAAGAUGCCGUGGAGACGCACAAGUUUCAAAACACGCCGAGAAGUUGAUCUCGUCGCUCAUCUACCGGAUUAGGUCGCUGGUGAUGGUAGUGGUGGUGGUUACAAUCCUGAAGAUGACAGCGGUCAAAGUGAUGGAGAUUGUGAACGGAAAGAACAUGCGCAAUGCACUGAUGCUCAUCCACCGUGUUUGUUGCUAUCCAGCUAUACCUCAAAGUGCCAUCACACUGAACGUGGCAUGGCAGGCGGUUCUUUCCGUCCUCCUCGCUGGCCCUCUCAGGCAGAUCGAACUUGAGCACGAAGACCUCCCUCCAGCCCUCGUCCGUCGAGCGCGGCAUUUCGCAAAGAACAUGAUCGACCCUGGCGAGUGUCCGGUCAAGUCCGGCGAUCAAGACCUCACCUUCGAGCGACACGUACUGGACGAGAUGAGAGGAGACGAAGAGCUCUGUCUUCAUGCUACGGUAGCUGCUCCGUCCUCAGAGGAGGAAAGGGUGAAGGCAGUGCAGGGAUGGAGUUUGAAGUUCCUCUUCGAGGGGUUCGACAUCGACAACAUGGAGCGACGAAGGCAUGCCUUCCGACAGAGUGCAGACGAAAUGAUCCAUGGACCCCUUGCCGCCGUCGUCGUCUCCGGCUCCAACGAGUGGGCAUGGAACGCAUCGAACGUCUCAGAGGAUCAAGAGCUCGCUGACUUCAUCGCCGUUUACUCGGACAACUUCGUCUUGAGCUACCGAGACACCUUGUGCUCUGUCCUUGACGACCUCAGCGAUGCUCUCAAGCUCGCAGGCUUUCCAGUGCGCAAGGGGCUGCAGAACAGGGGGGCAGCGGAGGAUCGACCGGCAAACCUGAAACCCCAGCUUGGCGAGAGCAGCAUCCCCAACCUGGGAGUCCUGCCGCAAACCCCUGUUAAACAGGACGCGCCAGGACACCCGCACACGCCUUCUACUCCUCUAGAUUCCCGAGAGCCUCCUCCGGUCGAGCUGGACUCCACUCCUCUGCCGCCCACGCCGCCAACCGGCUAA
Messenger RNA from Guillardia theta CCMP2712, 1968 nucleotides. RefSeq lists its product as hypothetical. The record is from RefSeq and is a predicted model, not a curated record. Bases 1 to 1968 code for a protein of 655 amino acids. Lineage: Eukaryota; Cryptophyceae; Pyrenomonadales; Geminigeraceae. The transcript is spliced from 14 exons.